Molecule: messenger RNA, 1332 nt
Organism: Dovyalis caffra
Lineage: Eukaryota; Viridiplantae; Streptophyta; Magnoliopsida; Malpighiales; Salicaceae
Source: the annotation of a GenBank genome assembly
AUGGCGGAAAUGUUAACAAUUAAUUUCCCACAGGAUGCAACCUCACCUUCUUCAUCUAGAAGUCGUGACUGGCUGGCAUCGAUAAUUGCUGAAGGCCAGGUAGAGACUGACAAUCAUAUGCAGUGGCCACAGAUUCCAAAGGUACCAGCUAGGCUCCGAGUGAUUCAGUCAAACAAGAAUUGCUACGAUCCCAUGGUGGUAUCCAUUGGUCCUUACCACCACGGGAAGACUGAACUCAGGGAACUGGAGAAGCUCAAGCUUACAUUUGCAUUCAAGCUUGUCAAAGAUAGUGGAAUAUCCAUUGACGAUUUUUACUUCAAGGUGGCGGAGGUGGCCGACGAUGCAAGGAAAUGCUAUGCUGAGGACCUAACAAAUGCGAUAGAUAAUGAGAAAUUUACUCAGAUAAUGUUUCUCGACAGCUGCUUCAUUCUCCAAUUUAUUUUCUGUCUCUUGCGCAGGCCUGAAGAUCUGAAGAUGACCGGUUACCAGAGAAGAAGAAGGAGGCGGGAAGCAACUGAUCAAAGAUUUCAUCAGGCACAUUCGAGCUCUUCCUCCUCCACAACAUUCAUUCAAGGAAACGAUGAGGGAGCUUGUCCACAAAUUUAUUUUUCCGAGAAAAAAAAAAAGUGGGGAGAUAAUCAAGAAACUGCAGACCACCCGCCUGUCCAUCUCCUUGGACUUCUUCAUGCCAAUCACAUCCAUAAAGAAGGCUGCAGUGUUUGUUCUCACCAAACCAGUGACUGGUACUCUUACCGUUCCGCAAAGGACCUUAGGACCGUGGGUAUCCGCUUUAGGCCAAACUGGACUAAUGCGUACUCAAACGUCGAGUUCCAAUCAUCAGUCCGCGGUAGCAAACUAAUACUUCCUCCAGUAACCAUAGAUGACUCAUUCAAGUCCAUGCUGUUAAACUUGAUAGCCUAUGAAACUACAUCCUCUGAUUUAUCUGGUCAACUUUGGGUCUCUUCGUAUGCAUGCUUCUUAGAUUCAUUGAUUCAAGAUGUUGAAGAUGUGAAGGUACUGCAAUCGGAGGGUGUACUCAAUAUUUUUGUUCGUGAGCAGGAGGUUGCAGAUCUCUUCAAUCAGAUGUCCAGAAACUUGGUGCCCAACCCUUAUGCUUAUAGUGAUGUCAAAAGGAAAAUUGAAUUGGAUCGCAAGAACAUCACCAAGAAAUGGGUAGCUGAGUGGCUGCAAACUUACUUUAGCAGUCCAUGGAGCUUUAUUGCACUUGUUGCUGCAACUUUAACCAUUAUAUUAACUGCUAUGCAGACAUUUAUGCAAUUCACUGAUGAUAAUUGUAGUUGUAAGUGCUGUUCACCAGCUAAAGGCACUUGA